Molecule: messenger RNA, 2197 nt
Organism: Rhododendron vialii
Lineage: Eukaryota; Viridiplantae; Streptophyta; Magnoliopsida; Ericales; Ericaceae
Exons: 2
Coding region: 1265-1891 (208 amino acids)
Source: RefSeq, a predicted model, not a curated record
CUCUUUCAUCUGCAAUUUUGCAGUAAAAAUAUUGUUAAGUUAUGGGUUCAUAUGUAAUGUAGUUUACAUUUAAUCUCUUAUGUAAGUAGAUUAGGAUAUAAGGGUCUAAUGUGUAAUUACGAAUUUCAUUUUGUAUAAGUAUAACGUAAUGAGAAAUAAACCCUAUUCUUUUGGGUUCCCAAUUCUAUCUAUCAUUUUACAUGGUAUCAAAGCACCGAUCUUGAUCGGAUUACCUGUCGAGCACCCUCCUCAUCAGUCGAAGGCUUGCCAACGCCAUACAACUUGUCGACUUGACUUGUUGAUACUGUACGCUGCUCUUCUCUCGCCGUACGACGUCCGACAAGCCAGGUUGUUGCUCGACGAAGCCCUUUUCAAUCUCCGACGAACUCAGGCUUUGAGUUCCGAUCGUUUUUUGACGUCACCAAGACUCGCCGGCUCUUUCCGACGUUAUCUGACCUUGCCUGCAUCGUCCUUGACCAGUUCCGACGCCGUACAGCCAAUUCCGAAGCUGUACAGUCAAUUCCGACGCCGUACAGCCAAUUACCGACGUCGCUCCACACCUGUUUGGCUCCAGUUCAGUUUUUUCGUGGUUCUUGGAGUUGGGUCAGAUCUGUUUUUCCUCAUUUGGCGCGGGUAAUAGGUAUUUACACUGUUUUUUUGUUUGGAUCAGAAUAAUCAGCUUUUUCGGAACCCUAUUUGUCCUAUUCUGUAUCAUUUGUCAUAAUCUUGGUUUGUUGAAAUGUCGGAGGAUAAACAAAAGGCUUUCGCUAGUACAAAUGAUGAGUUGAGUCAUGUAGGGACUCUAGAUAAUUUUUCUUUGGAUAUUUGCCAUAUUAAGUUGGAUGGUACCAACUAUUUGAUUUGGUCUCGUACUUUUAUUUUGGCUAUUGAGGCCAAAGGGAUGUCAGAGUUCAUUGAGGGCCCUGUUACUCCACCUGUUGAGGCGGUCGAACUCAAGAAGUUUAAAUCUCGGAAAUCAUUAGUCAUGACAUGGUUGUUUAACUCUAUGAGAGCUGAUAUUCGUCAUACUUUCCUGCCACUUGAUACUCCACAUUAGAUUUGGACUACUGCAGCCCAGACCUAUUCUCAGCAAGGUAAUGAUGCACAGUGUUUUGAGUUGAGGAAGAGGCUCCGUACAUUGGAGCAAAAUCAUCGUUCUGUUGCUGUGUAUUUUGUUAACUUGAGUGGAGCUUGGGGGGAAUUUGAUUAUUAUCAGGGUUUUCAGGCUGUUUGUGUUGUGCAUGCUGCUAAUUGGCUAAAAAGGAUGGAGAAAGAGCGUGUUUAUGAGUUUCUUGCUGGUCUUGAUCUAGAACUUGAUCCGAUUAGAGUGCAAGUGUUGGGUCGUGUUCCGUUUCCAUCUUUGGGAGAGGCCUAUUCUAUUGUUCAGCAGGAGGAAAGUAGAAGGGGUGCUAUGUUGCACCCUCCUAUUUCUGAUCGUUCUGCCCUAGUUGUUACUCCUCAGGGUCAUUUUGUUUCUGAUAGUGGGCCUAUUCUCCAGGGUGGCAAGUCCCUGUCUGGUACUAGCAGUGGGCCUCUUGAUCGUGUAUCAUUCCAGUGUGAUUAUUGCCACAACAUUGGUCAUAGCAAGGAUUUCUGUUGGAAGCUACAUGGCAAGCCCUCUCGUGGGCGCGGGGGUGGACGCGGUGGCCAUAGUCGUGGUCCAGUGCGUUCUCGGGCCCAGGCCCAUGUUUCGGAGUCUACAGUUGACACCUUGCCUGAUUCUGGGUUCAGUUAUGGGAUUCAGGCGUCAUCUGAUCAUGUUAGUGGUUUCUCUCAGGGGGAGAUACAAACUCUCAGGCACCUUACGGCUCAAGCUGAUUCUCCAUCUACUACAGCUUCCUUUUCCACAGUAGCUCCUACAUCUUAUUUUGCUCAAUCAGGAACUGGAUAAGGGGAAGGUGAUUGGCAGUGGUAAAUUACAUGGUGGCCUCUAUUUCUUGGAGUCUGCACCUCGUCCACCCAUGUCAUGUGGUCUUGCUCUGCAAGCAGAUACGGGUCCAACUCUUAUUAUGUUACAUCAGUGGCACCAUAGAUUGGGUCAUCCAUCCUUCGGAAUUUUAGAGAAACUUUUUCCUAAUUUAAUAAAGCAUUGUCCUAGGAGUCAGUUUUUUUGUGAAGCCUGUGAGUUUGGAAAACAUAAACAUUCAUCUUAUGCACCUAUUAAUAAACGAAGUGCGUCUCCUUUUAUAGUUAUCCA